Molecule: messenger RNA, 660 nt
Organism: Zymoseptoria tritici IPO323
Lineage: Eukaryota; Fungi; Ascomycota; Dothideomycetes; Mycosphaerellales; Mycosphaerellaceae
Exons: 2
Coding region: 230-577 (115 amino acids)
Source: RefSeq, a predicted model, not a curated record
UCCACGUUCAUCUCCUCAUCGUACCUCGGGCUUUAUCCUACCUUCAAGUCAUCUCCAUCUGCUCCUGGCUACCCGCAAGCCAUUCUCUCCUCGUCCUUUCCCCAAAACCAUUGCCACGGCCAACACCAAUCCCAAGACAUUCCACCAUGCAGCUCAAGACCUACCUCCUCAUCGCCGCAACGACCAUGUCAGCCGCAGUCGAAGCCCGAGCCCUGAACGUCCGAACGCAAUGCAUCAUUCCCUCAACUCUACCCACUGGUGGGGGCGCCGCAAAGGAUGUCUGCGUCGGGGCCGGGGGCCGCUUCACAACAGCUCGGCCAAAUCUACUGCUGCAUCGAAGUUCACGACUAUGUGGACUUCUACAAGGAGGCUUGCCUCGAGGAGGGGGGAAAUCCGCAGUACGCUUCUCAAGGCCCGGACUGCUAUUAGGAUUGGUUGCGGGAAAUUGUUUGGGGUCCUGUGCUGGUACCAGAGAUGGCGGGUGGGAGUGAGGAGAGGUCAUUGGGCUGUCCGUGGGUUCGUCGCAGUGUUCCGUAGCGCGUCCAUGCAUUCAAGACGGACAAGAGUUUGCUUGUGAACGGGUGGAAGGCUUGGUCGUGAUUUGGAUCUUCAAACGACGCUCUGUGGCUUCGACUUCUCAAUUCAAAAUUGCUUCCAAGU